Messenger RNA from Rubroshorea leprosula, 1561 nucleotides. The record is from the annotation of a GenBank genome assembly. NCBI's taxonomy places the organism in Eukaryota, Viridiplantae, Streptophyta, Magnoliopsida, Malvales, Dipterocarpaceae.
UUCCCCACAGCUCCCAUUAGAAUUUUGCCUUAGCAAGCCUGGCCUAUGCCUAGCUUCCUCUCGUCGGAAAUCAGAUGAGAUUUGGUUCUUUUUCCUUUCUCCCAAGUUUGAUUCAGAGGUUUGUAGGCUUAUGACUCUAAAACCAUGAUCCAUCCAUAUCAUGUUGCUGUUGCUUUUUCCCCUAAUUCUUGGUUUGUGUCAGGUAACGAGAGCGACGUAGGAGGUCACCAAUUUUUUAGCAUUUUCUAGUAAGAAAAACAACCAAAAUUCAUCCUUCAAGCCUUGUUUUAAUCUUUAGCUUUGCAACUUAGGGUGGGAAGUCUCUUAUGAGUCAUGAAUUUGAACCCCCAAAAUUUUACAGUUUAUGCGCGAGUUUCAUGUGGUUUUCUUGCAAAAUAUUUUGCUGAUUAGAGCUGGGAUGUAUGCUAUUUGAAAAAUUCCUUCCUAAAAUCUGCUUGAGGGUUCCAAUUUUUGUAGCCAUUUUUGCCCUAGUUUGCUGGUGCUAUUUUAACACCAAAAUAUUGCCCUGCUUUGCCGCUGAAAUGUUGUGUUUUAGCUUAGUUUUUGGUUCAUUUUCUGUUGUUGUUCUAAACCAUAAAUAGUUGCUGUUUUGCCCAGAAAAUUCUGCUAUUUUUGCCCAUAAAUAACUAUUGUUUUGCCUAGAAAAAUUCUGCUAUUCUUGCCAACAAAUUUUGCUAUUUUUGCCCAUAAAUAGCUGUUAUUUUGCCUAGAAAAAUUCUGCUAUUCUUGCUAGAAAUUUGUGUUGUUUUUGCCCAUAAAUAGCUGCUAUUUUGCCCAUAAAAUUCUGGUAUUUUUGCCCAUAAAUAGCUGUUGUUUUGCCUAUCAAGUUUUGCUGUUUUUGCCCAUAAAUAGUUGCUGUUUUCCCCAUAAAUGCUGCUGUUGCAUGUGACAGUGAAAGUUGUUUUAAACAUACUCUAAGUAUGGUUAAACAUAUUUAUAUGUUAGUAAGAUUUCAAUGGGUAGAAAUAGUAAGGGUGUGUAGGAAAAAAUUGUUACCUUGGAUAAAAACUUGAUUCUGGAAUUAGAAACCAAUUUACCUAAAUGGGGUACAUUGUAAUCUUGUUUGUUCUUUAAUGUGGCAUAGGUUCUAAGUUACCACCAUCUCCUUGAAACCUUGCAUACUUGCUAUUGUAAACCUACAAGAAGAGGUAGUGAGAUCCAAGAUAAGGGAAACCAAGGGGAGUGAUGAGCUUGAGGGCUAGCCAUUGUAUUUUGGAUUCAGAUUAUUAUUGGAGUUAGGCCACUAGUCACAUAUAUUUUAGGACAUAUAUGAUGGAAAAUAGAUCAUACUUUUGUAGUCUAGAUCCCCUUGAGAAAGUUAUGACUUAUUAAUGGAGUUGAAUAAUUUUUUACACUCUUGGCCUAGUCAAACAUUGGUUCUCAAGUUAGAUUUUAUUAUAAUAUUGAGGAUUUUAGUUUAGUGGAUUGUUAAAUAUGAACUACGCAAGUUUCGAGCCUUGUGCAUUUGUGGGAUCCUCUCGCAAGUGUACGACAUCUGUUUCACUCCUGGUUUUGGAGGAUAACAUGCAUGUAAGUGAAU